GCGCCCUUAUCAAUUUUUUCGGCUUUCUGCACGCAUUUUGACGAAUUUUAGUGAAAGUUUUGGAUUUUUGUUAUUCAAAGUUGUUCUGUAUGUUCAAUAAUAGAACCAUCGAAAGCAUUGUGUAGUUGUUUUCCCGUUUUCCGGCCGAUUUUCCCAACAAAAUCCGGAUUGUCUGUCUUCAGUGUCUGUUACGUUUCUAUUGCCAACGAUUACUAGAUUACCUCCGACUAUGGCCUAUUCUGCAAAUAACAUUAGCGAGAGCCAGGAGCUCGGAUCUGGGCUUUCGCAAGUAAUGAACUCGGAAGAUAUUGCUCUGGGUUUGAACAUGGGAGAUAUCGAUGGUAUAAUGAGCUUUGCAGAUCGCGUGAACGAUGAUACCGUCACUUCGUUUAGCCAGGAUUUCUUCAUCGAGUCGACGGUUAAGCAGGAAGUGCUGAAUGGUUCAAAGAAUCUGGCCGGUAAACAGCCAUCGGUUGAGGAGUUGUUCGUCCCAGGCGUAUCAUUCGCGGUGGAAUUGCAGGGCGAACAAACCGGUUCAUGCGCUGGAUGGGCGUACUCGGACAAGCUGAAGAAACUGUUCGUCAAACUCGAAGGCUCUUGCGCGUUUACCGUGAACGUGGAGUGUGAAUCGAACUCUCCGAUGCCAUACUGGUACGUGCGAGCCAUGCUCGUAUCCACCGUGCCCGAAUUCAACCAUAUACCCAUCCAGCGUUGUCACAAUCAUCGAGCUAAAGAUGCUCCAAAGUACGCCAACAUAAAUAUGCACGUAAUCCGGUGUCAGAAUGGGCGCGCGGAAUACGUUGGCUACGAUGGUGGGGCGCUAUUCAUGGAGCGGUGUGCCGUACGAGUGGCGCUCGAGGAUAACAAAGCGACUCUUCCUCUAAAGUUCAUGUGCCAGAACUCGUGCUUCAAGCUUGCGAAGCUGACGGGAAUCGUGUUCACGCUAGAAGAUCCGGAUGGAAACGUUUGGGGUCGCCGUACGAUGCCGAUUAAAAUCUGUACCAACUACCGGCGCGACAAGCUGAACGAAGAAAAUUCUCUACGAUCGUCUAACACACCAUCGAAACAUCUCGAUCGUAGUCGAACAACGUACAAACGGAAUCGCAUCGCUGGAAAAGUGAGCUCAAGUCAGUCGGCUAGUGGAAUGUGCGGGAAGCGGAUGAAGCGGGAGCAAAUUUCGAUCGAACCAUGUCGCAUUAGUUUGACUCUACCGAGCCCAAGAAUGGCGAAGCGGGUUUUCGAGGCGGCCAUUGGCAUGAUCUCGAAUGCAGUAUUAAGGACGCAUAAUGAGCAAGAUAAGGCGGAACUUAUGAAGUAUAUACAAACCAUUAGGGAAGAACGAAGCAGCACUCUGGAUGGCUGCAGUCAAGAUAGCGAGCUCCUUUAGAGGCUAGACUGGGAGAUAUUAUCAUUAGAAGACCGCAGGAUACCGUUCAAGUACAAUAAGUCGCGACAGAUCUUAUGAAAACGAUACGUCUCCUUCGUUAUCAAUGUGAUAGAUUGGAGAGGUAAUGCUUUUCUUCACAAAACUACAUUACCAGAGCACCAUCCCAACUGUCGCAAGAUUAGCCCAUUAAACAGCACCAUUAAACAAGCAGCACAGUGCUGUAACUGUAGCAU
Anopheles darlingi is the source of this 1620-nucleotide messenger RNA. RefSeq lists its product as uncharacterized. Gene Ontology annotation, molecular function: RNA polymerase II cis-regulatory region sequence-specific DNA binding; DNA-binding transcription factor activity, RNA polymerase II-specific. Lineage: Eukaryota; Metazoa; Arthropoda; Insecta; Diptera; Culicidae. Gene Ontology annotation, cellular component: nucleus. The coding region runs from base 230 to 1387 and encodes 385 amino acids. The record is from RefSeq and is a predicted model, not a curated record. The transcript has 3 exons. Gene Ontology annotation, biological process: apoptotic process; regulation of transcription by RNA polymerase II.